Molecule: messenger RNA, 1886 nt
Organism: Aureobasidium vineae
Lineage: Eukaryota; Fungi; Ascomycota; Dothideomycetes; Dothideales; Saccotheciaceae
Source: the annotation of a GenBank genome assembly
CACCUCUGAUCGACCGUCACCCAUCCACACCCACCAUGACGGCACAUUGGAAAGACCGUCUGCCGUCUUGGCUUCGAAACAUCCGUCUCAACUUUUACAGGUUGCAUCUCUGCUACUUCAUCUUCACCAUUCUUCUGUCCUCGAUUAUUGUCUAUGGCAGCACCACCAAUGGCAACUCGAGCAAUGCCCAGGAGCAGUUUGAUCUGCGAUACAUCGACGCUCUCUUCCUUUGCGCCAGUGCUAUGACCAACAGUGGUCUCAAUGUCGUGAACCUAGGCGCUAUAACUGGCUUCCAGCAGGCUGUGCUGUUCAUCCUCAUUCCUCUGGGCAAUGUCAUGGUUGUCUCCAUGUCUACUGUGUACAUUAGAAAGUACUUUUUCCGAAAGAAGAUUAGACACUUUCUUCAUCACUCUAAAGCUGGAAGGCAGGUUGCAAAGGACAUUGAACAGGACAGCUUCAAACAACAAGGUCAUCAUGAUCUCUCGCAACCACGCCAGACCAUCGAGGCUUCUUCGAGUAGAGUCCCAAAGGAUCACGAGAUGACUGCUGAGCUACGAAACAGGAGGAUGCCAAAGAAAGAUACGAGUCCUCACCAUCUGACCCAUUUUGGAGGCUUUCCCUUCCCAUGGGAGAGUUCAGGCUUCCAGAAUCUCUUUCACGCACCGUUUCAGAAGCUGCAUCGCCCUCCUCAUGAAGAACCUCACAACUACCUGUCUUUCAAGCCUGCCUUAGACUCUAGAGGCCGCUUUCUGUCUUUGGACGCGCGACAGCGCGAAGAAUUGGGUGGUGUUGAGUACAAGGCUCUUCAUCUGCUAGGCUGGCUCCUUCCAGCAUAUCUUCUUUUCUGGUUUUGUCUGGGUGUUGUUAUACUGUUGACUCUUGUCGUAACAGGUGCUCUUAUCCUCGUUGGCAAUCAACUGUAUCCAGUAUUCUUACGGUUUGCGAUCUGGUGUUUGUUCAAGCUCGUACCGAAAGAUUCAGAACUCCACCAUACUUGCGCUUUCCUGCUGCAUCACCCACGCAGAUGUUUCAUCCUCCUGUUCCCCAGCAUCAAUACGUGGUAUUUGCUGGCUACUCAGUUGGGCAUCGACUUCUUCCUGUGGGCUUUCUUUGGUAUCCUGAAUCUUGGUCUUCCCGCUAUACAAAGCAUGAGUGCUGGACAGCAGACACUCGUGGGAUUGUUUCAAAGUCUGGGGGUCAGAGUUGGUGGUCUCUAUGCAGUCCUGAUCAGCAACACGGCACCAGCCUUACAGAUCCUCUACCUGGCAGGAAUGUACAUCUCUGCCUUCCCCAUUAUCAUAUCGUUACGUCAGACCAACAUCUAUGAGGAAAGGUCCCUUGGCAUUGAGAACGACAGCGAUGAAGAUGCAGAAAAGAAAGGCGAAAAGUCUUACAUAUCCGAGCACGUGCGAAAACAACUCGCGUAUGAUCUGUGGUGGCUUAUACUGGCAAUUUGGCUCAUAACAAUCAUCGAGCGCCAUGACAUUGUAGCUGGAGGCGACUACUUCACCAUCUGGGCUAUAAUUUUCGAAACAUCGAGUGCGUACGGCACAGUUGGUUUGUCUUUGGGCGUCCCGUACGACAACUAUUCGUUCAGUGGAACAUGGCACACACUGAGUAAAUUAAUUCUCAUAUGUGUCAUGAUUCGAGGAAGACAUCGAGGCUUGCCGUAUGCAAUUGACAGAGCAGUGCUGUUGCCGGGAGAGGAGUUGAUGGAGAAGAUGGACAUGGAGGUCAAUGGCAGAGGCAGCAAUAAAUACGGUGCUAAAUGGCAGGGAGAAGAACAGAGGGUCCGCAGAGAUCAAGAGGGAUCACAGGCUGAAAGCCAAGAAAGAGGACAAGACCCAGAAGGUCACGAUGUCAAGGGCACUGAGGAGGGACCUUCA